UGUCGUUAUUCAGUACACUCGCAUUCGUCAUCACACGCAAAUGGGAGACGCGUUCUGGCAAUCGUACCGCGGCAUUACUGCCAAGCUGCGAAAGCGAUUCAUGCGCAAACCAAACCUGACGGAGGCAGCGUCGAGCUUCAACGAGCUCUUCGCCUCCAUGAAGCGCGAUGGCAACAACCAAUACGCUGCGUUCUGCCUGCUUGCUGUUGCCCGAUGUGAACAAGCCAUGUCAAACACUGCAGAAGAGGCCGAGAAGACGGUGGAAGCAGCACAACUAUUCUUGCAAGCGGAAAUGGAGAACCAUACACUGAAUUAUGCAGGCUACGAGGAGCAUUUGCAUGAGGCGACGCAAUGUUAUCUUCAGGCGAUUGAUCUCUAUGUCCAGCUCAACCGGCCGCUAUUUGCAGCGUCUUUAUUCGUGGAGCUUGCGGCCGCAAUGAAGCUCUUCAAACGCGUGGAUGAUGCGGCAAUGUACUGCGAAAAGGCAGCAAGGUUCCAGCUCCUUAGCCCCCUUGCCGCUCUGAGCUCGCUCGAAGAGGCUGUUGCUUGCAAGAUUAUGAAAAAGGACUACGACGGAGCAAUUCUCACGCUUAACGAAAUUAUCAACUUUGCCCUCGAGCGAUUUGGAAUCCCAAUGCCGAACGGAGAAACGCACUGCGCCCCAGGCGCCGCGCUCGAUGUUAUUUCUCGUGCUGAAGUCACGCGAUUACUGCUAUUACUCUUGCUGCAGCCAUCUCCACAUGCCUCGAAGCCCGACCACGCCGUUGUGCUUGAAAAGUUUGCUGCAGAUGAAUCGACGGCAUCCCAGUACAUGCCCGAGGAAUUGCGAUUGCUGCUCCAGUCGCUCGUGCUCACAUGCGGUGCCGGAGACACUGCCGGUGCAAGUUUAUUGCAAGCUGACCUCUGGAUUCACUUUACACCGCUUCAAAACGACCUGAUGCAAUUGAUUGUGACCGAGCUGCACAAUGGCUUUUUGACCAAAGCGUAGCGUCGUAAUACACCCUUUCUGUGUGUGUGUCGCAUGUGCAUUUGCGCCUCACUCGCGCACAAGCAUAAUUCCAAGAGAAAACGGGGGUUUUUGUGGGC
Messenger RNA from Capsaspora owczarzaki ATCC 30864, 1086 nucleotides. RefSeq lists its product as hypothetical. Bases 41 to 988 code for a protein of 315 amino acids. The record is from RefSeq and is a predicted model, not a curated record. Gene Ontology annotation, biological process: vesicle cytoskeletal trafficking. NCBI's taxonomy places the organism in Eukaryota, Filasterea, Ministeriida, Capsasporidae. Gene Ontology annotation, molecular function: protein binding. Gene Ontology annotation, cellular component: early endosome. The transcript has 10 exons.